Messenger RNA from Strongylocentrotus purpuratus (purple sea urchin), 1079 nucleotides. RefSeq lists its product as uncharacterized. The transcript has 5 exons. The record is from RefSeq and is a predicted model, not a curated record. Bases 577 to 915 code for a protein of 112 amino acids. NCBI's taxonomy places the organism in Eukaryota, Metazoa, Echinodermata, Echinoidea, Camarodonta, Strongylocentrotidae.
ACUCUCAACCAAGUAUUACCACGACUGACAAGGCCGCCUUUGAUCCAAGAGACUACUCAAACUUCAAUCACACUGUCCUGGGACGGAUGGAUGGCCGGGGUAGACAUUGGCGAUCCUCCACUCAUUGGAUACAAUGUAUACUACAAGGAGGCACUUCCAGAUUCUUCACCAUGGAUCCGUCUUGAUCGAGGAAACGCUUUGGAUCUUUCUCAAAUGAUUGAUGGUUUGUCUCCUGACAGGGACUACUUGUUUGGUGUCUCAGCAGUGAAGGAUGGCGAUGGAGGAGAAGGACCUCUGAAGAAUGUGACUGCAAGUACUUCUUGUUUGUCCCCUACCGGAGUUCUUUCACAUGUGACAGUCCAUCAAGUGUCAUCUCCUGAACAGCUUCUUAUUACAUGGCAGUCUCCAACUGCAGACGAUGCAAGUGCAAACUGUCGCGGUGGUUUCACGAACAUUUAAAUCUACUUUUCAUCAACAUCCGAUGUCUCUUCUAAAGGCUCAGUACAGUUUACCGUUGAUUCUGCUGGUAGUUAUUACCUUGGCUCAGUGGUACCUGACACUCAGUACUCGGUUUAUAUGACAUUGUGGAACAAAGAUAGCGAAGGUCCUCGAAGCCAAGCGUCGUUUGGGAUGACUUUUCAAACAAAAACAACUGUCGUACCCUGGGCUUUGUUUGGCAUUACUCUCCUUAUCUGUGCUGUCGUCAUCAUCGUUUUCGUUUUCGUAUGGAAAAGACGCAAGGCGGACCCUAAACCUCCCAAGCCAAGAAUCAAUCCAGAGACGGACGAAGAUCAGCCAACAUAUGAGAACCCAACCUUUGAGUCGCCUCCUAUAAACACCUAUGAAAGUUUGAAACGUGUGGAAAACAACACUGCGGAUGACGCUUACGUCAAUGUGAUCUCAAAAUCUGAAUAAAUCAAUAUGAUUUGACUUAAACGUCUGUCUACAGAGGUGUAUCUAGAAUAAAUCAAUUAAUUCAAAAUCGAAGAUCAACGCAAAAGGCGUGAACUGUCGGUUAAGCUUACGAUCAAUUGGGCAAAAAGAAUUUCCAUUUUCGGUUUAACUUAAUAAAAUUUGGC